CGAACGCAAUCCUAGACGCUGUGAUUUCUCGUGUUGUCUCGUGGAAAUAUCGGAUUUAUAAAUUAGCGUCGAUAUAUUAUUCGAUAAUAAAAUUAUUUUAAUUAAUAUUGCUAAAAUUAAUUAAAAGUAUCAUGGUUGUAUUUACUUGUAACCAUUGUGGCGAUACGGUGCAAAAGCCCAAAGUGGCUAAACAUUAUCAAUUUAGGUGCCGGAACGUGCCCUUUUUAACCUGUGCGGAUUGUUUAAAGGAUUUUCGGGGCGAGGAAUAUCUUGCACAUACCAAGUGUCUAACUGAGGCUGAACGAUACGGUGGAAAAGAUUAUGUUGCAAAGCCUAAUGCAAAUAAAGGCGAACGCAAGCAGCAGGAAUGGAUUUGCGUUGUUAAUAAUUUGUUGAACGGAACAAUAGAUUUAUCCAAUGCAGAAAGAAACUUUCUUCAAAGUUUAUCGAAAUAUGAAAAUAUACCAAGGAAGAAGGCUAAAUUCCUUAACUUCAUACGCAGUGCAAUGGGCAAUCGUGUAAAUAUGACAAUUGUGGAGAGCGUUUGGAGUAAAAUGGAAAAUGCACAUAAACAAAGUCAAGAUUCUGCUGUACAUACUCAGGAACAAAAUACUACACAAACUCUAGGGCAAAAUAAUGAUAAGACAACAUGCAUUCAAAACAAAGAUUCAAAUCAGUCAAUUGAUAAUCAGAAUAUUGUUGAGAAUCAAAAUAAUGAAAAUAUAUGCAAAGAAAAUAAUUUUUCGAAGCAUCAAAAUGGAAACAAUGAACCGUGUGAGACUAAUAGUGAUAAUGUGAGUGAAAAGAAAUCUAAGAAACGACGAUUGAAAUCAAUUAAUGAUCAAAUAUCAGAGGAUCUUCAACCUGCUGCAAAGAUUUCAAAAACAUCCACUUUAGAAACGAACGAAAAUGAAAGUAACAAUAAUCCAUUUGAUUGGAAAAAAACUAUUUUAGAUGUUGUACAAGCUAAAAGUGAGGUAUCUUUAAAAAAACUACAAAGCAAAGUUAUUAAAAAAUAUAUAUGUUAUAUUUCUAACGUACAAGACGUAUGUAAUCCAACUGACGUAGAACGUGAAAAAGCUAUUGCAAAGUUUAAUAAGACAUUGAAAAAGCUGAAGAAAGCAUCUGCAAUAUGCAUUCUAGAAGAUAUAAUAAAAUUACCCACUCUAGUAAAAUAAUCAUUUUCAUGCAAAAGUACUGGAGAAAAAUGCAAAGUAAUGUGUUAUAUAAAUAAUGUGAAAGAAAAAAGAAACAUUUUAUGU
Camponotus floridanus (Florida carpenter ant) is the source of this 1262-nucleotide messenger RNA. RefSeq names its product cell growth-regulating nucleolar protein. Gene Ontology annotation, biological process: rRNA processing; negative regulation of transcription by RNA polymerase II. NCBI's taxonomy places the organism in Eukaryota, Metazoa, Arthropoda, Insecta, Hymenoptera, Formicidae. The record is from RefSeq and is a predicted model, not a curated record. Bases 132 to 1178 code for a protein of 348 amino acids. Gene Ontology annotation, cellular component: nucleolus. The transcript has 3 exons. Gene Ontology annotation, molecular function: DNA binding.